CGAUCGACGCAGCGGGCCGUACGCCUCAUUCAGACGGCAGGGGGUUAUUCGUAGGGAACGCGAGACGCCUGCACGUGGCCACAGUCGCUUCAGUCGGUUGCGGCAUCUGUCUGCGCCCGCUACAGCCGUGGAGAGCAGUUGCCAGCAGAGCACGCCAGCGGGGCGAACCCCAAAAAAAUGGCCAAGGAGCAGGACGCCCCCCCACCAACACCAGCACCGGCCCCGGUCAGCAGCUGCGCCGGCCUGCUCUGGUUCACGAGCGAGAUGAAGUCGGCGGGCCGGCCGCCCUACUGCUUCGGACGGAGAGGCGAACUAAAAGCGGGCGCCGAGGCCCUGGAAAAGAUCGCGAAGAACGACGACCAGCAGAAGGACGACAAGCCGAGCGAGGGUUUUACCUACGCGUGUUUAGGCUACGCCCAAGCCACCGCAAAAAUGACGCGCGAGGGCAAAUUGCCGCUCUGCGACGUCGGCGUGCGCUUCGCGUUGCUACGCGCGGCGGACACGAAUGAACAGAGGAAGAAGAAAGCUUUAGCUGCCGCGCGACGGAGGGACACGGUCGGCACGACGGCGGGGAUUUCUCCUAGAGAUGAAGAUGAGCUCUCGAAGAAGGCGUCGGGGGUCUUGCAAUACAUGGCCAACGGCAUCCAGACCUUCGUCACCAAGGCCUCGCGGUUUUGGAGUGGCGCUCUAACAAAUUACCCCGAGAAGUUCGGGAGCUUCACGGACAAGAUGACGCGGGCUUUGCAGAACCACACGAAGUACCUCCUGAAAUUAUGUAGGAAGGCGCUGGCCUGGCGGCCAAGUGAGUAAUGUGACACAGAC
Messenger RNA from Pelagomonas calceolata, 822 nucleotides. Lineage: Eukaryota; Pelagophyceae; Pelagomonadales; Pelagomonadaceae. The record is from the annotation of a GenBank genome assembly.